This is a messenger RNA of Durusdinium trenchii, 2259 nucleotides long. The record is from the annotation of a GenBank genome assembly. NCBI's taxonomy places the organism in Eukaryota, Dinophyceae, Suessiales, Symbiodiniaceae.
AAGACUUGGCUCAGCCUGUCUAUUUGCGAACAUCUGUUGUCCUGUACUGUACUAUGGCGUUGGCAGAGCCCUGCGCUGAAGUUCCGAGAGAGAACAUCAUUGAAAUUGAGGUGCGCUGGGUUUGGGCUAGCGGUACAUUUUGGGCACAGGUUCGGUCUAGCUCCCAACAUGAGUUUCUCGUAAUCAGUUGAUCUGUCAUAGGCGUAGGGCAAAUUUGGAACAUGGAAGUCUUGGCACCACCUGUUCAGGUUGUUGGUUUGGAUGGAGAUGGGUUGAUGGUGAGAGUGCCUGACACCAUCACAGGCCGUCAACUCCAUGAAAUUGUGAGCAAAAUGCUUUCCAAAGCUGGUGCACAUGUGUCGUUGCAGAAUGAUUCUGAGGAGCUAUCAAUGAACAAAACUUUGAUGGAACAAGGGCUCUUCUUUGGCUUUGCCGCAAGCUUGUCUUAUGUGUACUUACCUUUGAAGCUACAGAAUGCGUGGAGGCUUCUCCAAGGUUUGCCACUCCAGGAGGAAAACUUUCGAACAUUGGAAGGACUAACACAGCUGUCGAACAUUCACAACAAACAUCAGCUAACAAAGCUGCCGCAGAGCCUCCAGGCACUGACCUUGCACCGUAAUUUCAAUGAACAGCUGGAUGGGGUGGCUCUACCAAGCAGUCUCCACAACCUUACCUUCGGCGAUAGAUUCAACCAGAGUUUAGAGGGGGUGACUCUACCAAGCAGCCUCCAAAGUUUGAGGUUUGGCACAGACUUUUGCUGCAGCUUGGAAGGAGUGACUUUGCCAGCCAGCCUCCGAAGCUUGACUUUUGGCCGCCGUUUUAACCAGAGGUUGGAGCAGGUCAGCUUGCCGAGACACCUCGAAGCCUUGACUUUUGGUUUGUUCUUUGACCAAAGUUUGCAGGGAGUGACCUUGCCCAGCAGCCUCCAGAUCCUGACCUUUGGCCAGUCUUUCAACCAAAGCUUGGAAGGAGUGACUCUUCCCAUCCACCUGCAGCACUUGACUUUUGGGGAUUGCUUCAACCAGAGCUUAGAGUUUGUAGACUUGCCAAAGGGCCUCCAGAAUCUGACUUUCGGAGCCAACUACAACCAAAGCUUGGAAGGAGCAACUCUGCCAAGCCACCUCUUGAGUUUGACCCUUGGACGUAAUUUCGUGCAGACCUUUGACCGUGUGGCUUUGCCUGAGGGCCUGCAACAUCUGACCUUUGGCAAAGGCUUUAAUCGAAGUUUGGUUCAGGUAAUUUUGCCAGCCGGUCUCCAGGCCGUGACAUUAGGGGAUGAUUUCAACCAUAGCUUGAGAGGAGUGGCCUUCCCAACCAGCCUUCAGAGUCUUGCUCUUGGGAGAGGCUUUGACCAGAGUUUGAAAGGCUUGACCUUGCCAAGCAACCUCCAGAGUUUCCGGCUGGGGAGCGGCUUCAGGCAAAGCCUGGAAGACAUAGGCUGGCCAACCAGGUUGAGGAGCCUCACGAUUGGCAGUGAAUUUGCAAUGGAUCUGAAUUUAGUUGUUUUGCCCGACCUUCAAAGCCUCACCUUCGGUGAUGAUUUUGACCAGAGCUUGACCGGAGUGACCUUGCCCAGCAGCCUCCAGAGCCUGACCUUUGGACAAUCUUUCAACCAAAGCCUGGAAGGAGUGGCUCUACCAAGUGGGUUGCAACAGUUGACUCUUGGCAAUUGCUUCAAUCAAAGUCUCGAAAGGGUGGCUUUACCGGAUGGCCUGCAAGAUCUAAACUUUGGGUGGCUUUUCAAUCAGAGUUUGCUUGGAGUGACACUUCCGAGCAAGAUUCAGCGCCUGGCAUUUGGCGAAAGAUUCAACCAAAGCUUGGAUGCAGUGACGUUGCCAAGCAACCUUCAGAGCCUGAUAUUUGGGAGAGAUUUCAACUGGAGCUUGGAAGGAGUUACCUUACCAAGUAGCCUUCAGAGCCUUACCUUUGGAGAAAGGUUUGAUCAGAGUUUGCAAGGAGUGAACCUGCCUAGUGGCCUCGAGAUUAUCACCUUUGGCGAUGAUUUUGAUCAGGAUCUCAAAGGAGUGACUUUACCAACUAGCCUCCUGAACAUUGCGUUCGGCAAUGACUUUGAUCAGAGUUUGGAAGGAGUUAUUUUUCCGAAUAGCCUCCAAUGUCUAAGCUUCGGUCUGAAUUUCACUCAAAGCUUGGAUCAUGUGACUUUGCCCACAAGUUUGCGAAGGUUGGUUUGCUCUGAGCUUCUCGUGAGUUCAGGGCCAAUGUGAUGCUUUGGACUCGUGAGUGAGCGUGCAUUGGCAA